AUGGUGAGAUUAAAAGCUGCAGAAGAUGUCAAUGUCACUUUUGAGGAUCAACAGAAAAUUAACAAAUUUGCAAGAAAUACUAGCAGGAUCACAGAGCUGAAAGAAGAAAUAGAAGUUAAAAAGAAGCAACUUCAGAAUUUGGAAGAUGCCUGUGAUGACCUAAUGAUGCUUGAUGAUGAUGAUUCACUACUGAUACCCUACCAAAUUGGAGAUGUCUUCAUUAGUCAUUCCCAAGAAGAGACACAAGAGAUGCUGGAGGAGGCAAAGAAAAGUUUACAAGAGGAAAUUGAAGCAUUGGAAUCCCGAGUGGAAUCAAUUCAGAGAGUGCUGUCUGACCUGAAAGUUCAGCUCUAUGCAAAGUUUGGAAAUAACAUAAAUCUUGAGGCUGAGGACAGUUGAAGGUUUUCUAAAUAUAUCAUAAUUUUUUUUUCAUUAUUUUAGUAAAUAUUUUGACAGUUCUUCUUUUCCAGCAAUGUUUAAAAAAAUUCUACCAGUUUCUUAUUUUCUGACUUUCCUGUCUUGGGUUCCAUCUAUUUAAUGAGAGCUUUCUUACUUUGCUUAUUGCAGUUAUUUAUUUGUUCAGGAAAGCAUUAGCGUCACUCUAUUGAUAAAGCAUCAAGGUUGGAAUAUUUGCGCUGUUUAUUAAAAUAAUAAAGUCAGGCACAUAUCAUA
Struthio camelus australis is the source of this 672-nucleotide messenger RNA. The record is from RefSeq and is a predicted model, not a curated record. Lineage: Eukaryota; Metazoa; Chordata; Aves; Struthioniformes; Struthionidae.